CCGAAACUUCAUAACUCGUUGCAGUGGCUUGCAUCUGCACUGGAGAGCUUCACCAUCAUAUAUAUCUCAACUCUGGAUUAGAGCUCCAGCCCGAGAUAUAUACGACUACACGCUCUUCGUAGCCGGUAUGGCGUCUCUAACCCGGACCUUCGCGCGACCGUCCGCUUCAACGAGUGUCCCUCUCUUUCUCGCUCCCGCUUUCGCGCGACCUCUGGAGGUGCUAGCAACACAGUCGAGAUCUUUCGCGGCGCCGCGGUUGAACCGCAAACCCAAGCAGGACAAGAACAAGCAGCGCGGUGUGUCAGCGAUCCGCCGAACUGGGCCCAGGUCGACUCGGGGCUUAUGGCAGCAUCCUCUGCCCGUGCCUGUUGCACGGGACCAUACAGGCACUGCGCCGGACUAUUCAGGCUCGGAAGGUCAUGGGCUUUGGGGGUUCUUCAAUAAAAAGAGGGAACCAAUGGUCCCACCGGAGGAAGAAUCCAACCAUGGCCGAGCGUGGACUUACCAGGAACUCUCCGUAAAAUCCUUUGACGACUUACACAAGCUUUAUUGGGUCUGUAUCAAGGAGCAAAAUCGUACUUUGACUGCAGAAAAGGAGAGACGCCGUGUCCGAGCGGGUUAUGGUGGUCUGGAAAGCGAUGAGAGAGUGGAAGCUAUCCGCGAGACGAUGACUUUGAUUCGCGAAGUCCUUGCCGAUCGACAGCUUUCUUAUGAGCAGGCCCAAUUACUGAUCCGUCAACGGCCUGUGAAGGAAUUGUUGGAAGGUCCAGAGUCCCUCGACGAGGACACUUCCGCUUUUGAACAGCUUCCGUCGUCGGAUGCUGAACAGAGUCCUCAAGCGCGGCCGGGAACUGCUUCAUAGGACCGUGACUCCACAGUGACCCGACUCUGCUUCAGCGACCCAAUUCAGAACCGUGGACAAUACCCACGAUUGAAUUCGGCCUCAAGAUUUCAUCAGAACACUCUUCGUACACUCGAGAAUACGUUUUUCACCUCGUUGUCCAGCUCCUCCGCCAGGUCAACACUAUUCUCAAUUCUUCUAUCGACAAACGACAAUCCAUCAAGUCAGGCGUCAGGAUCGUGGACUCAGGUUCACCUGACAAGAGUGGUAACACUUUCAACGCGGUCGCCAGCAUCAACAAUCGUGUUCCAAUCCACGCUUCCAAACCCAAGAACCAGGGCAUGCGCUUUCACCACAGUUGGUCAGAGCCAGAUUGGGUGCCCUUCAAGGAGCAUCCCGAACAAUGCCUAGUUGAUUCUGGUUCAAGGAUUGAAGAUCAAAACGACGCCUUCCCAGUGACAAAGUUCCCACGGCGUAGGGGAGACGGCUUACAAACCACAACUUGUCUCUCACCCGGGACAGUCCGGCUCUAUAUAACAGACCCCUGGGCGAAGUUCUCCGGCAGACGGUUGUAUGACAAUAUUCGACCCACCGGCCCAGUAUUCACUCGGUGAGAAGGAUAUCAGCCCCAAUCGGCCACUGCAUCGUUCUUUGAAGGCGUGGAUGGAAGCCUGCCGGGACCUGAUAAGGGUCGCAGGACGUUUAGAGAUCUACGAGACGCCGAAGGUAUGGAGCAGAAGGUCACAACCGCCUGCUCGGAUGUGUGAAUAUAUUAUACUUUUUGUCUGGCAAUGCACACGGCGCAGCUGUAUCUGGAUGAUACAGGCCGCUCUAUUUUCGAUCAUUGCCUCUAGACAUGGGUGUAGCGCUUUUCGGAACAACCAAGCUAGAAAGAUCCUGCUAUACAAUUUAAGCUACAGAUACUACUGAGUUACCGAGUAAACAUUGUCGAACAAGUGGGAAGGCGAGGCUUUCUGACAAGAGUGACAUUAAUCCUAGAUGGCAGCAACGACGCAGUUUCCGAGACAGCCGUCCAGUUCGCAGACACUCUUACGCGUCUUGCUUCACUUGUGAUAGGCAGUCAUCUCGGAUAGAGGCGUCUCAUAUUCACAGGGCGUGGUCAUCAUCCUUCCCGGUGCCAGCCGUCUCCAAUCAUUCAUCGGCUGCUGUAGGAUGGUGAAUGUCCGUUG
Messenger RNA from Exophiala dermatitidis NIH/UT8656, 2031 nucleotides. RefSeq lists its product as uncharacterized. Gene Ontology annotation, biological process: mitochondrial translation. NCBI's taxonomy places the organism in Eukaryota, Fungi, Ascomycota, Eurotiomycetes, Chaetothyriales, Herpotrichiellaceae. The transcript is spliced from 3 exons. Bases 128 to 862 code for a protein of 244 amino acids. Gene Ontology annotation, molecular function: structural constituent of ribosome. Gene Ontology annotation, cellular component: mitochondrial ribosome; mitochondrial large ribosomal subunit. The record is from RefSeq and is a predicted model, not a curated record.